Molecule: messenger RNA, 3301 nt
Organism: Mugil cephalus (flathead mullet)
Lineage: Eukaryota; Metazoa; Chordata; Actinopteri; Mugiliformes; Mugilidae
Gene: nkx1-2b
Product: NK1 transcription factor related 2-like,b
Exons: 3
Coding region: 510-1730 (406 amino acids)
Biological process (GO): regulation of transcription by RNA polymerase II; cell differentiation
Cellular component (GO): nucleus
Molecular function (GO): RNA polymerase II cis-regulatory region sequence-specific DNA binding; DNA-binding transcription factor activity, RNA polymerase II-specific
Source: RefSeq, a predicted model, not a curated record
CAGCGUCCAUCCCGACUUCAACUCCUGUCAGGCUUCCAAAGCACGCACCCACCGGUGACCAGACAGAGCGCGCCGGGCUGGAGGUCGAGAUGCAGUGCCUGUUUAUCUGUGCCAACAGGGCAUAACGGCGCCGUACAAGACAGACAGACACUAGCUCGCCAGAGACGUCGUGUUGUCGCGGUCCUUGCGAAGGAUGUAGCGGGGAAACGGAGAGAAGAAGACAGAAGAAAGAAGUUUAAACUUUGACAGCACUGAAUUCAGGCGAAGCUCAGCAUCCGUUUUAGACUGUUUCUGGAAAACUUUAACGGGAUGAAAACAUCAUCUCUAACUGGAUGUUGAUGGGACUCAUGAACCGGCCUGUGCUCUGAAACUGUCGACUGACAUGAAUAUCAUAAAGCCCCUUUAAAACGGACUGAAUCUUUUUUAUUAUUGUUAUUAUUAUAGGACUUUUUUCCAUCUUUCGUAUUUUAUUCCGGAUUCUUAAUAUAUGGAAAAGGGAGAGUAAAGUGAUGAACCGGGACAGAGCGGUACCGGGACCCGGAGCCGAUGCGGACACGGUCCAACCUGUCAUGAGUCGGGAAAGAGGGGUCCCGGCGUCCGGAGGAGACGGGGUCCAGACCGUGGUGUGCCCGGACAGCGGAGACAUGCUAGAUGGAGGCGGCACUGGGGAGAAGCGUCUGUUUUCCAAUGCGGUGGCCGUAGGCAGAAAUGCUCAAUCUGUGGAGAAUCACUCGGAACCACCGCCAACGAACCCGGUGUUAGCUCCGCCACAGCAGGGCCCCACCGGGCACCGGACUACCUCUUUCUCCGUACUGGACAUCUUGGACCCCAACAAGUUCACGAGCAAACAACGUCAUCACCAGCAGCAGCACGCGAGCCACCGCGGCGAGCGCGAGCUGAGCUCGUACGGAGCCGAGAACCGCAGGGGAGGAGCGGUGGAGCGCGAGCCCAGCCUGGAGUCCGGCAAGGGCUGCUACGGUACAGAUGAAUACCAGAGCAAGGAGAGCUUUGUAUAUAGAAGUCCAGAUGAGGAUGACUACCAUAGAUCUGGGACCCCAGACUCAGAGGCACCCGAUGAGCCCUAUAGCAGUGAGGAGAGCAGCUCAGCUCUUCCCAGCAAUGGAGAGAGAGAGCUUAGCCAGCACAGCCACCAGGACUUAGGCAGAGACACCAAGAGCCCCAAUGGAGGUCCUGCAGGGGCCAGCGGCCAGACCAAUGGGGGUCAGGGGUCCAAGCCCAAGAGGAAACGCUCUGGCUCAGACUCCAAGACAGGGAAACCCCGUAGAGCCCGGACUGCCUUCACCUACGAGCAGCUAGUGGCACUGGAAAACAAGUUCAAGUCAACACGUUACCUGUCAGUGUGUGAGCGGCUCAACCUGGCCCUCUCCCUGUCCCUCACCGAGACCCAGGUCAAGAUUUGGUUCCAGAAUCGCCGGACCAAGUGGAAGAAACAGAACCCUGGAGCUGACACCUCCGCCCCUACUGGUACAGGAGGAGGAGGAGCAGGAGGGGGAGGAGCAGGGGGAGGCAUGGGGAGCCUCAGUCCUCUCAGCCCUUCUCCCCCUGUGAGUGGGCAUCUGGCCAUGCAUGCUGGCUAUGCCAGUCACCAUCACCCCCCUGCUGGAAGCCUCGUUCAGCUGCCUUUCCUCACCGCCAGCCACGUCCUAUCUCCAUUUAUGCUGGGGACACAAAGUUAUGCUGCGCCUGCCUUUUACAGCACACACCUGUAGAUAAAUGCAACCAGACCUUAGAGUUACACACAACCAUAUCUUGAAAAACGGACAGAAAAGUCUAAAUGAGUGAAUGAACUGCAAUGCAGCAGACAGUCUGUCAGCAUUUAGCGUCACUCCUGUUUUUACUACCAAAAUACAAAGGCUUUAAUUUCAAUGGAUUAUUUUGAUAGAAUGUGAAGAUCACCACACACUGUACAUAUAUCUAUGUUCUAGUUCCCUAUUCAGAAUGCUGUUUGAAGCUAUGUAAAAGACAAAUUGUUGAUUUGUUGUUGUUGUUGUUGUUUUAUAAAAGAAGUCUGUAUAAAUACUGAAUGUUUAUUUAUGACUUUAAGGAAUGGCUUGAUCUAUUGUCAGUACUGUGUAACUCCAGCUGUGUUUUUAUUUCUGUUAUUUAAGCAAUUUCUUGACAGUUUCCAUAACAUUCUUGGAUGUACUGAUUCCUCAGCUCAACAUGAUAUCACCCUUUGGUAUUAAAAUAAUGACAAACAGAAAAAAAGGAGCAGUGAACUUUUUUUAAUGACAGCACCCCAAAUUUAGAGAGCAGGCAAGAUCUUCUUGAUAUCUUUUAUCUAAUGUAUGUAUUGUGUAUGUGUACACACACACACGCACGUAUAUAUAUGAUUUUUGAUAUAGUGCUAUAGAGUGCUGACACUUGGCCCUGAGAUAGUUUGGCCAAAGAACUUACUUUACUUUAUAUAUUUUGUUUUGGAUUCACUCUGGGGCGCUGUCAUGUUGUCCAUGAGUCUAGGUAUGCAAGACAAAGUCAUAUUUUGACUGCACCCCCUCCUCUAGUGGCUGUAGUAAUUAUGCCAGGAGGUGUCAUAAAGUUGUCAUACAGUAGGUGAGGUGACAGUAGGUAAUGGUACAUAGCUGAACUUUGUUCACUGGUAGAUCCACAACACACAUGGCUGAUUAGCUUUAUCCAUUUAAAAUGCAAAUGCAAAAAUGCUAAGUCGCCUUCCUACCUACCUGAACUGUGAGUCAUGUAAACCAUUUAGGCAUUCUUAAGUACUGCAUUAGAAAACAAGUUCAUAGAAACACAAAUUUUGACACAAUUUUCAUCAGUUUUAGUAAUGCAAACCAUCAUCAUCCACUGUUACGGGACCAGUAUGACUUCCUGGUUAGCCAUGUCUCCAUCAGCAUAUUGUAUACUGAUUAAAAAUGUUUUCUCUUGUCUUUCAAAAUCUUUCAAAUAUUAAACAUUUUCUGGACUUUCUCCAACUUUAGUCUGAUUUAGGAGCUACUUUUAGUGAUAAAUGCUUUAAGAGCCACUCUCUUAACCCUAAGUUUUCUUUGCUUGGGUCAGCCUCUGAAUGAGCAGAUAACCAAGUGAACAACACCGAAAACAGAGAGCACUCAUUUAACCCAGGGUUAGUUAAAAAGGAAUGGAAGGCUAGCGUGGUUUGAUCAAUUUUUGUUUGGUGGAGGUCCAAUUUGAUCACCUGAGAAAACAGAAAAGGGUCUUUGAUUUGGUUCACCUUCAUGCACUGGAUAGCACCAAACUAGAGAUCUCUAGGUAACAUGGGAAGUAAGAGAUGCUACAUUGUUUCCCUCUUGGUGGAUGGAAU